This is a messenger RNA of Symbiodinium natans, 984 nucleotides long. The record is from the annotation of a GenBank genome assembly. Lineage: Eukaryota; Dinophyceae; Suessiales; Symbiodiniaceae.
AUGGCCCUGCGUCGGGUCACGGUCCUGUCGGCACAUGCUACUGCAAGUGGGCCUUACCGCAGCGACAAGUGUGAUGUAGAAGGUGUUCGCCUGCCUUGGCGACGUUUCCCAGCUGCUGAGCCGAGUACGCCGAGUACACUAAACUUCCGUACGGUGGCAUACGAAGUGAAGGACGGAGUGGCCAUCAUCACGCGGAAUCGACCUCAAGUUCUCAACGCAGUCAACUUUCAGGUGCACUGCGACAUGAUAGCUGCAUUCGAGCAGGCAGAGAACGACGACAGCGUCCUAUGCGCAGUUCUCAUAGGAGCUGGGCGUUACUUCUGUUCUGGGGCAGACGUGACGGGCAAGAAAGAUACGUAUGCCAUUGAUGAUCCACCACGCGUCCAGCAGAUCAAGAGGGUCCUCUCGCAGUACGACCCUUUCGAUGCAAACACCUGGUCAGACGUGAACAUGUAUGAUGCCUGGAUCAAUUUUUCGAAGCCCUUGGUGAUUGCUGUAAACGGCCCCGCCAUUGGGGAAGGAUUUACGACAUUGAUGCUUGGCGAUAUAAUUUAUGCGGCAGAGUCGUCAUUUUUCUGGGCGCCCUUUGCGAGAUUUGGAGUGGUCCCAGAGAUCACAUCCUCGAUCAGCCUGGCUCAGCGAGUCGGCCCCAUGGUAGCCUCCGAGAUGGUGUUGCUGUCCAAGAAGAAGACACCGGAGGAAAUGCACCGCUGUGGCCUUGUAAACGAAAUAUUGCCUGCUGGAGACAGCUUCCUGCCGUCCGUCCUGGAAAGGGUGCGCGCUGGGCUUGAGCUGUCUGGUGCACCCGAGAUACGGCUCAAAGCAUUAAGGAUGAUGAAAGGGCUGUUGAAGAACAAGGCCUGGCGUGAAGAAAUGAUGGCACAAAACCGCCUGGAGCAGGAGAUGAUUCGCACGAGGCUUCGAGAUGGGGAUCAAUCAGCCAACUUGAAGUACUAUCAGGCCCAAAUGCCCAAGAAGAAGUGA